ACCCUUUACCAACACUAAAAGAGGCGCAUUGUUUUGUGUUUAUGUGCCAAUUUAGCCGAUUCGGAAUUAUCUGUGGGAUUUCACCAUGUCGGUGGUGAUUGAGACCACUCUCGGCGACCUUACGGUCGACCUGUUCACUAGCGAGAGGCCCGUAGCCUGCAUGAACUUCCUGAAGCUGUGCCAGCUCAAGUACUACAACUUCAACCUAUUUCACACGGUCCAGCAAGGUUUCAUAGCGCAAACCGGCGAUCCCAGCGGUGCCGGCGAUGGCGGAUCCUCCAUUUGGGGAGUGGUGGAGGGGCCCCAUAAGCGGUUCUUCGAGGCGGAGUCUCUACCGCGGAUCUAUCACUCCUCGCCUGGAAUGCUGUCGCUGGUCAGUGCCGGCAAGAACUUGGUGGGCUCUCAGUUCUUCUUUACGCUGGGCGAGAGCCUCACUUCUUUGGACGGUGCCCACUGCGUGAUCGGAGAGGUUGUGGAGGGACACGAGGUGCUGCGAAAGCUAAACGAUGCUAUAGUGGACGACACUUUUCGGCCUUACCAGGACAUUCGCAUCACUCACACCGUCGUGCUGGAGGAUCCGUUUCCAAACCCACGCGGCCUGCAAGCCCCCAGUCGAUCUCCAUCGCCGAAUCCCGAACGCUUGAAGAACGGUCGCAUUGCGGCCGAUGAAGAUAUUGACGAUACUGGCGGCAAGACUCUGGAGGAGAUGCAGGAGAUGCUGGCGGAGCGAGAGGCCAAGGCUCGCGCCACCAUACUUGAGAUUGUGGGGGAUCUGCCGGAUGCGGACAUGGCACCACCAGAAAAUGUGCUCUUUGUGUGCAAACUGAACCCAGUUACCACGGACGACGAUCUGGAAAUUAUCUUUAGCCGAUUCGGUGUGGUUAAGGGCUGCGAGGUGAUCCGCGAUCGCAAGACCGGCGACUCCUUGCAGUAUGCCUUUGUGGAGUUUGAGGACCAGAAGUCUUGCGAGGCUGCCUACUUCAAAAUGGACAAUGUUUUAAUUGACGAUCGCCGCAUUCAUGUGGACUUCUCGCAAUCCGUGUCGAAGGUAACAUGGAGGGGCAAAGGACGUGGCGUUGUUGGAGCCGAUGGCAAGCUGGACUUUGACAAUUUGCGAGACAAUAACGACCGCAAAGAUUAUAACAAUGGCAGAGGAAGAUCGGAUAACCACAGAGAAUCCAAAAAGUAUGAAGAUCUAAGAAGUAGAAUGAGUUCGGCGGAGCGACGCAAGGCGAGGGAGCAGCGGCAUCGGGAUCAGAAGCAGCAGGAUGAUCGGAACAAUACCCGUAGGCGAUCAAGAUCCAGAGAUCGCCGACGAUCAUCGUCCAGAAACCCGAGGGAUUACAAUGAAAGAAGACAGAACUCUGAUCGGGAGCAGAGGAGUCGUCGUCGCUCUAGUUCUAGGAGUCGCAAUGACCGAAAACUGUCAUGGUCGAAAAAUAAUACAGAUAAAGGACGUUCCCGAUCAAAGGAUCGAACCGAAAGACGUCCUGGAUCCAAGGGUAGAACGGAGCAAAGGCCAUACCAAGCCAGAGAUCACCGUCCAGAUAGGUUUCCGCAGGACAGAAGACGACAAGAAAAUGAAGGCAGACAAGUCACCAGAAACCGGGAUAAGUCCCCGGAACCAAGACAUCAAGCUAGACGCCAUGAGUCCAGAGAUCGGGAAAACGGAAAAAAUUCAAAUCGAAACAGAAGCCCUGAACGGAAACGGCAGGCUUCGGACUCAGUGGAAAGGAGAAGCAAGAAGAAAUCAAAGCGAGCAGCCAGCAGCAGCUCGGAAUCCAGCGACAGUUCCUCGGAACCGGAUUCGACGUCCUCAGAUAGUUCUGAAGAUAGCUCCAGCAGUUCCUCCUCCUACGAACGCAGGAAGCGCAAAAAGUCAAAGAAGUCCAAGCAGAAAAAGUCAAAAUCCAGCAAACACAAAUCGAAAAAGAAGCAUCAUAGGAAAUAAAAAUAAACACCAUUCUGAAAUGGAUAAAACGAUUUUUACUAAAG
Molecule: messenger RNA, 1995 nt
Organism: Drosophila ananassae
Lineage: Eukaryota; Metazoa; Arthropoda; Insecta; Diptera; Drosophilidae
Product: peptidyl-prolyl cis-trans isomerase sig-7
Exons: 2
Coding region: 86-1951 (621 amino acids)
Biological process (GO): protein peptidyl-prolyl isomerization
Cellular component (GO): nucleus
Molecular function (GO): peptidyl-prolyl cis-trans isomerase activity; RNA binding
Source: RefSeq, a predicted model, not a curated record